AUGAAUCCUAAGAUUCCUGAAACAAUAAUAUUUGCAUCGUGUAAAAAUACAGUUUCAUCAUUGGCAUCACUUGUUCCUUCAGCAUCAAAGGAGGAGAUUACAAUGAAACUUAAACAAUAUGGAUUCAGUUAUACAGAUUCAUAUCCAAUUCGUAUAGCUAAACGUCGUACUAUACCACUUAUUCCUCCAUCACCUAUACAAUCUACACCUCAAUGGAAGUUGAUCAGACCAAGACCACCUGAUUUUCCAUUUGAUUCAUCUAACAAUAAUAAUUUACAAAGUAAUAAAGAGAAAGAACCUAUACGUUCAUUACUUCUAUGGACACCUAUACAAGAGCAUAUAUUUUAUGAACCAGUGAAAGUUAUAACAAGUCCGCCUACUUCUACUGCUGAAUCAGUUUAUAUGUCAAGUUCUUCACCUGAUACAGGAAAACAAAUUAGUGGGACAUUAAAAACUAGAUCAAAUUCUCAAGCAUCACCAACACGUCGUCGACGUGAAUCCAUUUCAAAUAAUCCAAGUCCAUCUAGAUCUCAAAAAAGGGGUUCACGUGAAGACAUACUAAAGAAAGGGAUGACAAGUAAAUCAAAAGAAGCUAAAGGACAGAAUAAAACUCCAGAAACAAGUGGAAGUAGUCAACAAAAUUCUAGUUCACGUACAAACAAUUCAUUACACAUGAAAUCAUGCAGUGAAGAUAUUGUACCUGAAGUAUCAAUAACAACUAGUUCUGUAACGAAUCCUAAAGAAAUAUGGCUUGAUAUAAAAGAUUUUUGUGAAAUAUUCAAGACAGUGACCAUUUAUCAUAAGCCAAAUACAUAUUCAAUUGUGAAAACAUAUUCCAAUUUAAAACCAUCUGAUCAAUCAAAAGUACAUUAUUUAUUUUGUGAUAGUAUUCAACCAUGUGAAAUUAUUCUUCAAUUCUCAGUUAUUUAUCAAUGGCCAUUACCUAUUGCGAAACAUUUAACUCCAUCUACUUAUUCACGUGGUAUUACUUGUAUGCCUGAAACAGAUGAAACAUCAACAAUACCAGUAAAUGAACAUAGUAGUACACAUUUCUUACCGAUAACUACGACAUCAGCUUCAUUUAUACAAGAGAAUAAUUCAAAUUCACAAUAUAAUUCACCUGAUAAUUUACAAUCUACAACUUAUGGUAUGAAUCCAUCAAUACAAACAUUACCAUCUACAUCAUCUACAUCUAUAUCUAAUCAUCCAUCUACACUUUUAAUUGAAUCUUAUCAUUGGAAUAAAUCAAUACAAGGUGAUCCAAUGAAAUAUCUUGAAACAACUGGUACUAAUUCUAUAUCAUUAUUAUUAACAUUUAGUCGAUAUUGUUAUAAAUUAAUCAUUUAUGCACCAUUAGGUUAUGUUAUCACUAUUCUUGGACGUCAACGUUCAUCAAUUCAUAUCAAUAAUCAAUUCAUUCAAUUAUCUAAUAAAGAUAUUCAUCAAUCAAUCAAUAUAUUAUUUGAUGAUUAUGAUUAUAUAUUAUUAAAUGGGAUUACAAUCUGUCCAUUAUUAAUUAAAUAUUAUGCAAAUCAAUUGAUUCAGUGUAUGUAUAAUAUUGGACAAUCUAUAGAAAUAUUAGUACAUUUAACUGAGAUCUAUGUAUCUUACAUGACUACCAACACCAUCACCACCACCACCAACACCACCAACACCACCACAACUACCACCACUACCACUACUCAUAGUAACAAUAAUAAUAGUAGUAUUAUAAUAAAUAAUACAGAAUUGAAUGAAUUAGAAUUUAAAGAAAAAUUUACAAAUGCUAUAAACAAUUUAAUUACUAAAGAAAAUGAACUUAAACAAUUAUUAUCUAUAUGGCCUAAUCAAAAAAUAAUUAAACCAACUUUAUUGUUAAUACUACAACGUUUCACUGAAAAUUCUGGAACGUCCGAUAUGAAUUAUGCUUGGCGUAUAUUACAAACAGAUUUUAUUACAAUCAAUCCAUUUCGAGUAGUUUAUAGUCAUGAAACGGUUUCAAAUCCUGCUCCUUCAGUUAUAACAAAACAAAAAUCAAAAGUGCUUAGUUCACGUGGAGAGAAAGCUAAUCAAUCAGUUAAAAUUAAUCCAAUUGAAGAAACAAUUAUUAAUCGUUGGAAUCAACCAAUCAUUAAUCCUGAUCUAUUAAUUGCUAUAGUACGUAUACAAUCAUUCUAUCGUGGUUGUCGUAUUCGAAAUACAAUACGUUUAAGUCAAACCAAAUAUCUAAUAGAAACUUUAUUAUCUAUCAUCAAUUCACAGAAUAAAUCAAAUAUAGAUAAUAAUCAUUUGAUGCAUAAGCGAUCAUUAUUAAGAAUUAAACGUUUAUCAAUUGGUUGGAUGUCUUGUUUAAAUGUAUUACAACAAGGUCAUUUACAAUGUGAGGCGGGAAAUCGAUUAAUUGAAAACUUAAUUCUUACUAAUUCCAAAACUACUACUGAUAAUAUUAAUAAUAAUAGUAGUAUACAAAAUAAAUUAUAUAAAGAUAUGAAUUCUUAUUUAAGUAUUAAAGAAUAUUCUGGUAACUAUGGUGAUAUACCAUCACCAUGUCCAAUGCAUCAUACAGGAUCAGAAUUACAUCAUAUGAAUCGAUUACAUAAUUCAUUACAUCAAGAUUGGAUUCAUUUAUUAUUUCGUGAUUGUAUUUAUUCAUCAAAAUGUUUAAAAAAUGAGAGCAUAAUAAUCAAUGAUGAAGAAGAAAUUCAAUAUUCAUUUCGUUUAAAAACUACUAUACCGGAUAGUUAUAUCCUAUUGAUCAAUAAUGAUAAUGGUGAAAUCAUUCAUCCAUCCAUUGAAUAUCCUUAUAGUUGGUUAAAUCUUAACGAAAAUAAACAUGGAUAUAGUUUAUUAGGAUUAGUAACUAAUCAUAUAACACCUAUAUCAAAUGGUAAAUGGAAUUUACAAUUAUUAGGACCUGGUAUCAUUGGUAAUGAAAAUCUUCCUAAACCAUUAAAUACAACAUUAAAUUUAUGGUCAAAUUUUCAUAUUAUUGAAUUAGAAGAUUAUUAUGAACCAAAUCGGAAAAAUCUAUUAUUUCGACGUAGAAUUAUAGCUUCUAAUGAUAGUUUGAUAACGGUUCAUUUACGAUUAUCUGUACCAAAUGUUUAUACGCGUUUAUGCAUUAAAAUGGGCAAUAAAGAAAUGAUCUCUGCUGAAGGUUUUGGUGCAGCAUGUAUUUUUGCUUAUAUUAUAUUAGCUGAUACAAUAAUAGAUGACAGAAAUAGUCAAACAUCUAAUUCAGGACGUCUAUUAGAAGUGAAUAAAGGUGACAAUGUCAAGUUAAAUAUAAAAGAUGUGACCAAUUCAAAAGUUAUAUCGAAUAAAUUGAAUACUACUAAAGUAUCUCCAAGAAGAUCUGCAUCAGUGAAGAAAAAUAUGAAACCGGGAAGUAGUUCUGGCAGUUCAACUGGUGGUAGUACAACAGGAAGUGGUCGAGGUUCUAGUAGUACUAAUAGUGCUAAUAUAGAGCGAUCAAAUCAAUAUGAACAAUUCAAUUCCAGUUCACCACAUUCACAUAGAUCAGAUAGUCAGCAAAUAGAAGGAGAAAAAGAAGAAGAACGAUAUUAUUGGAUUGAAGCUUAUGUAGAUGGUAAAAAUUGGCCAUUGAGUAUAAGUAAUUGGGCAUUUUUAGAAGAACAGCGUUGUAAUAAACUUGAAGAGUGUCAAGUAAAUAAUACAACUUCUCGAAAUACUUCAGCUGAUAAAAGUUCUGACAGUAGAACUAUUAAAUCAGCAACAAAAUCACCUGGAAACAAAACAAUUGGUAUCACUGGUCAAAAAUCUGGUUCUACACGUGGUACUUCAGCAAAAAUUGAUUUUAAUCAAGCUCAUUGGAAAAUGAGAAUAAUAUGUAAUAAUUCUAAUGACAUUAAAAUCAUUAAUAUGGAUAAUAAAAUAUUAGAAAUUAAAGCUUUAAAAAGAGCUUGGGAAGAAAUGGAACCUGGUAGAGCAAUAAGAGCUGAAUUAUCAAGAGCCCGUUAUCUUGAAGAAUAUGGUCUAAUAAAUAAAUUGGAUAAUAAAACUAUUGUAGAUGAUUCAGGAUCGACGAUCACAAUUAAAUCUGAUGAUAAUCUAAUACAAAUGAUAAAAGAUCAUUCUCCAUUAGAUCACACUUUGUUAUUAGAUCCAUCUCAAAUUUAUAUUUUAAAAUUCCCACCAGAAUUAAAUCGUACACUUUAUCCAAUUCAAUUAAUGAAUUUAAACAAAUUCUAUCAUCAUUUCAAUGAGAUUGAAUGUAAACGUAUUGAACAAGUUCAAUCUAUUAUGAAUUCUUAUUCAAUGAAUCCAUGGUUUAUUCUAGAAUAUUCUUUAAAACAAAUUCAAUGUUUAUCUUAUAAAAAUUUAAAUGACAUUUUAAAAUUCAAAUAUCAAUUAUUUAAUGAUUAUUUAAAAAAUUUAAAAUUUGAAGAUUUAAAUUUAAAAAAAAACAAAAUCAAUAUAAACAAAAUUAUAUUGAUUUAUUGA
Molecule: messenger RNA, 4443 nt
Organism: Schistosoma haematobium
Lineage: Eukaryota; Metazoa; Platyhelminthes; Trematoda; Strigeidida; Schistosomatidae
Exons: 18
Coding region: 1-4443 (1480 amino acids)
Molecular function (GO): protein binding
Source: RefSeq, a predicted model, not a curated record